GAAAUUCUAUCGAGCCCACAGCCACCAGCCUUGGAAACUGGGAACAAGGAAAGCGCCAGAAUUAUCUUCGUCACCGUCACUGUUACCCUCACCCGCACCUUCACUUCACCAACCAUCCAAUUUUGCCCCCCGAGGAUGCGCCUAGUGAGCCUCAAUUAACCCCGGCCGUGUCCUCUCACAUGCCUGCUGCUGCUGCUGUCACCCUCGUGUCACUUUGCACCAAUCCUUGACACCAACUUCGACCAUCAACCUUCGUUGCCCCCCUCCACGACCUUGCAUCCUCUGGCCAAAGGCAUCUGAGACUCGUCCAACUCAGCGAAUCAAGUCAAGACGCCGCGGGAGAUCUUCGCAGCGCGCCACCGAGCCCUCAUUCUCGUGGAACUUGAAGAGAGGCUGACGAACGCCAACAUUACUAGUUGAUACCGAAUCACGCCUUCCUCAAUUCAUCCGUUUGCACCUGCAUCUCGAUUGCAUUUUGACUGGCUUCCCGCAAAGCAUUGGGCAGGAAUUCACCAUCACCUCCAAACACCAUACGCUUGGGAUUCCAUCGACUUAUCAACCUCACGUCCCUGUCUUCAUAUUCACUUCACCUUCUUUUCCACCCCCUACCGUCUUCACAAACCACACUCCGCACAGCAAGGCUGCAGAGGCUGUUUCGCCGCUUUCACCCCCCAAAACCCCACCCUCACCCGUUUACCACCAACAUCGUCUUCCUUCGACUCGGUAUCUUUUCCUUUCCACUACACCUCGCCGUCUGACCAUCCUCUGAACUCGGUCUGAGUCAGCUCUGAACAGGGAUACUGUCUCGAGACUCCAAGCGUAACCUGAUUUAGUCCCAUUGCAAACAUGCCAUCAGCCACCGACAACCCUCCCAAGGUGGAAUCACGACUUCUCCUGGUCUCGAACCGUCUUCCAAUCACCAUCAAGCGCUCUCCUGAAGGAAAAUAUGACUUCUCCAUGUCUUCGGGAGGCCUUGUCACUGGGCUCAGUGGCUUGGCAAAGACCACCACCUUUCAGUGGUAUGGCUGGCCUGGGCUGGAAGUCCCUGACGACGAAGCCGGCGAUGUGGUCAAGCGGCUGAAGGAUGAAUUCAAUGCUAUCCCCGUCUUCGUCGACGACGAAUUGGCCGACAGACACUACAAUGGGUUUUCAAAUUCCAUCAUGUGGCCGCUCUUCCACUACCACCCGGGUGAAAUCACCUUCGACGAGUCGGCUUGGAAUGCUUACACCGAAGUCAACCGCCUCUUCGCCCGAGCCAUAGCCAGAGAAGUCGAGGAUGGUGACCUGGUCUGGGUCCACGAUUACCAUCUGAUGCUGCUACCGCAAAUGCUUCGCGAUGAGAUUGGCUCUACAAAGUCCAAUGUCAAGAUCGGCUUCUUCUUACACACUCCCUUCCCGUCGAGCGAGAUCUACAGGAUUCUGCCCGUUCGAAAUGAAAUCCUGUUGGGAGUUCUGCACUGUGAUCUGAUUGGCUUUCACACCUACGAUUACGCUCGACACUUCCUCAGCAGCUGUUCGCGGAUUUUGAACCUCACCACUACGCCCAACGGGGUCGAAUUUGAAGGCAAGAUUGUCACCGUUGGUGCUUUCCCUAUCGGCAUCGAUCCAGAAAAAUUCACCGAGGGCCUGAAGAAAGACAAGGUCCAAAAACGCAUCGCGGUGUUAGAGGAAAAAUUCAAGGGUGUUAAGUUGAUUGUGGGUGUAGAUCGACUCGACUACAUCAAAGGUGUUCCCCAGAAACUGCAUGCUCUCGAAGUUUUCCUUACAGAUCACCCCGAAUGGAUUGGCAAGGUCGUUUUAGUCCAGGUCGCCGUGCCCAGUCGACAAGAUGUUGAGGAGUAUCAGAAUCUUCGAGCUGUUGUCAACGAGUUGGUGGGGCGCAUCAAUGGAAAAUUCGGCACUGUCGAAUUCAUGCCCAUCCACUUUAUGCACAAAUCGGUCAACUUUGAUGAGCUCAUUGCGCUGUACGCCGUCUCUGAUGUGUGCCUCGUCUCCUCGACACGGGACGGUAUGAACCUGGUGUCCUUUGAGUACAUAGCCUCUCAGGAACAGCGAAAAGGUGUUCUCAUUCUUUCCGAAUUUGCCGGGGCAGCACAGAGCUUGAAUGGGAGUAUCUUGGUCAACCCUUGGAACACCGAGGAAUUGGCAGGUGCUAUUCAAGAGGCUGUGACGAUGAGCCCCGAACACCGGGCCAUUAAUUAUGCCAAGCUGCAUAAAUACGUCUUCAAAUACACCAGUGCUUUCUGGGGACAAUCUUUCGUCGCCGAAUUGACCAGAAUAUCGGCCCAAGGCGAGAAGAAGUUGAAGUUGCGUCGAGCGUCCCUGAUCAAAUCGCCGUCUCAGCAGCCACCUUCUGAAAAUAGAGAUGGGGAUUCGGAAAUGAAGCAAACCUCUCAGCCGCCUCGGCCCACUACGCACACAGACGUCGAAAUCGAUGGCGAGCAAGCAUCGAGAAAUGUCGGUGCCACGGCUGCGGAUGGAGUUUCGAAAGAAAAAUCGGUGACGAUAUGAGGUUAAGUGAUGGGCACUGCCAAUGUUGGCAACGAAACGAUACGAGGUCAUGUGGCAGAGUCCUUACCGUGGGCUUUCUUGUUGCAUUAAUUACAGUCAUGCGGCAUUACUUUAGACAGGAGCCAAAGCAACAAAGACAGGCAGGGCAAGGCGCUCAGGGACAAUAGAUAGGAAAUCAUUGACUGCGGGAAUCUGUGUCUUGCGAAUGCCAUAACUAGACUGAGUCCACUAUGAGCUCGACAAUUGAAUCGACAUGCUUCUUGA
Molecule: messenger RNA, 2775 nt
Organism: Cladophialophora immunda
Lineage: Eukaryota; Fungi; Ascomycota; Eurotiomycetes; Chaetothyriales; Herpotrichiellaceae
Product: alpha,alpha-trehalose-phosphate synthase [UDP-forming]
Exons: 4
Coding region: 847-2511 (554 amino acids)
Biological process (GO): cellular response to heat; trehalose biosynthetic process
Cellular component (GO): alpha,alpha-trehalose-phosphate synthase complex (UDP-forming); cytosol
Molecular function (GO): alpha,alpha-trehalose-phosphate synthase (UDP-forming) activity
Source: RefSeq, a predicted model, not a curated record